AUGUCUGCGGCACCAGAAUAUGAGAUCCCAUUCGCAACUUUCCACAACAUCAUCAACAAUCAACUGUCUGACACGGAAGAGUCACAUCGCAAUUUGUCUCCAAGCACUGGGGAACCUCUCUGGCUCGUCCCUGUGUCGACCCAGGACGACGUGGACCGUGCUGUAACCGCGGCGCAGGCAGCAUUCCCGUCCUGGAGCAAACUCUCAUACGAUGAGCGUGCCGCGUAUCUCAACAAGUUUGUCGCCGCCGUUGAAGCCAAUAAGGAUGAACUCACCAAGCUCAUCGGCCAAGAGCUGGGAAAGACCCCGCAGUUCGCUGCUUAUGAGCUUGACCACUUGCAAGCUAACACGGUUGUCCAGCGUACCGCUAUUGUGCGCCACAUUCCUCUCGGAGUCGCUGUCGGGAUUGUGCCGUGGAACUUCCCUCUCGGAAUCGGCCUUGGCAAGCUGCUUCCCGCCCUUCCUACCGGGAACACCUUUAUCUGGAAGCCUUCACCUCAUGCUCCUUACUCCACACUGAAGAUGGCCGAGAUAGGCGCUCAAGUGUUCCCGCCGGGCGUAUUCCAGGCCCUCAGUGAGACGACAAGUACCGGCUCUGUCGAGACGGGGGGAAAGGUCAUGGCGGCUUGUGCUGCUACUUUGAAGCGCAUCACGCUCGAACUUGGAGGUAACGAUGCAGCGAUCGGCUGUUGUGAUGCCGACAUUGAGUCGGUAGCCGCAAAGCUCGCAUUUUUUUCCUUCAUGAACUCGGGACAGAUCUGCAUGGCAGUCAAGCGUAUCUAUGUCUACGAGAAUAUUUAUGACCCGUUUCUCGCCACAAUCGUCGCGAUCACGAAGCAGUUCAAGGCUGGUGAUUAUUCCGACACGGACGCCUUCUUUGGAUCUAUUCAAAACAGCGUACGGUACGAAAAGCUUCAGACGCUGUAUUCGCAGAUCGAGGCAGAUCGAGCAGCAAAUGUGGAAGGUAGCUUUUGGGGGGGGGGGCUCGGAUCGAAGCAAGGGACGGGCUUUCAUAUGCCUGCGACAAUCAUCGACAACCCUCCCGAUGACCCGAGUAUCGUGACGGAUGAGCCUUUCUGUCCCAUUGUUCCUGUUCUCAAGUGGAAAGAUGACAACGAUAUGACCAAGCGUGCAAACGCUCCGAGCCAUGGACUCGGGGCUUCGGUUUGGAGUAAGGAUGUGGCUCGCGCCCGUCGAAUUGGGGACCAGCUCGAGGCAGGAAGCAUUUGGGUCGACACUCACUUCGAGUUCUCUCCCAACGUACCGUUCGGUGGGCAUGAACAGAGCGGACUUGGUACAGAAUGGGGGACGGAGGGUUUAAAAGGCUGUUGUAAUACGCAGGCCUAUUGGUUCAAGCACUGA
Pestalotiopsis fici W106-1 is the source of this 1362-nucleotide messenger RNA. RefSeq lists its product as uncharacterized. Lineage: Eukaryota; Fungi; Ascomycota; Sordariomycetes; Amphisphaeriales; Sporocadaceae. The record is from RefSeq and is a predicted model, not a curated record. The coding region runs from base 1 to 1362 and encodes 453 amino acids. Gene Ontology annotation, molecular function: aldehyde dehydrogenase (NAD+) activity. The transcript is spliced from 5 exons.